This is a messenger RNA of Dentiscutata heterogama, 235 nucleotides long. NCBI's taxonomy places the organism in Eukaryota, Fungi, Glomeromycota, Glomeromycetes, Diversisporales, Gigasporaceae. The record is from the annotation of a GenBank genome assembly.
UGGAGAUAGUUUAUAUGAUAUAUUAACAAAUAUCUUUAAUGAUGAUAUGUGGGGAAAACGAGAUUAUGGUAAUGGUCAACUUAGUUGGGUUAAAUUAGUAGAUGAAACAAAUUAUAACUUUCAAACUAAAUUAUAUAUUGAAUGGACUAUAAACGGAUUUUAUAAUAUAUUAGAUUAUAAUUGUUAUACCAGAACUGUAAAAUUUAGAUUUUUAACUAAUAAUGCAUUGUUUUAA